Olea europaea var. sylvestris is the source of this 849-nucleotide messenger RNA. RefSeq names its product agamous-like MADS-box protein AGL36. Lineage: Eukaryota; Viridiplantae; Streptophyta; Magnoliopsida; Lamiales; Oleaceae. Bases 1 to 849 code for a protein of 282 amino acids. The record is from RefSeq and is a predicted model, not a curated record. Gene Ontology annotation, molecular function: protein dimerization activity; DNA binding. The transcript is spliced from 3 exons.
AUGGCGGAUGCUGAUGUGUUGAAGGCCAAGAAAAAAGCAUUCCUGAGGAGAAAAGAAUGCAUAAAGAGGAAGACUAUGGAAUUGUCAACUUUAUGUGAUGUGAAAGCCUGCGCAGUGAUUUUAGGCCCCGAUGGACAGAUUGAUUCUUGGCCGGAGAAUCGUAGUGAAGUGCAGGAGGUGAUCAAUUUGUACCAAAACGGGUCUAGUAAUAAAAAGCGGAAGCAACAAUAUGAUGAUAGGGGUUGUAACAAGAAGCAGGUUCUGGGUGGUGAUGAAGGGGCUUUGAAUCCGGAAGAAUUUCUGAAAAAGAUUGAUGCCAAAUUGGGUGAAGUCAAGAACCGGAUUCAGUUUCUCAGGUCCAAAGAACAAGAAAUCGAACCAGGCUGGCCUCAAAAAGAUUCACAAAAUCUGGGCUCACAUUCUAAUGUUGGCAUGCUGGAGUUUGGAAAUCAAUUGCCAGUCGAUAUUGUGUCUUCUAUAGGUGGCUUUCCUAGCAAUCUCGAUGCUAUGGAUUUCGGACCAGAAACCAGCUUUCAGUCAUCACAGGCAGCCUUCCCUCAGCUUCAACAGCAGCUGCACAUGGAGCAGCCAUGGAACUGUAUGGAUUCUCCAUUCUGGUUUGAACCCGAAAGUGCACUCCUGACCGGAAGCGACCAAUUUCUACAAAGCUAUAUUGAUAACAAUGAUGAAUCUUCUUGGAUGCAGUCACCCCAAUUUCAAGAGAACACCUUUCUGCUAACAGUAAUCUGGAGGGAAGAGAAAGGAGUGAUGUACAGUACAUUUUACUAUGUUACUGAUGCUCUAAACAACAGUUACUGCUGGAAUCAUCUUUCUAUCGCUCGGUUUUAA